Messenger RNA from Penicillium longicatenatum, 1431 nucleotides. Its product is annotated as Amino acid transporter transmembrane. The transcript has 2 exons. Gene Ontology annotation, cellular component: vacuolar membrane. Gene Ontology annotation, biological process: amino acid transmembrane transport. Lineage: Eukaryota; Fungi; Ascomycota; Eurotiomycetes; Eurotiales; Aspergillaceae. Bases 1 to 1431 code for a protein of 476 amino acids. Gene Ontology annotation, molecular function: amino acid transmembrane transporter activity. The record is from RefSeq and is a predicted model, not a curated record.
AUGGGCUACGAAGACGACUCUAACGGCCAUGGCUCUGGAAAGUCUAUGGAGAGUGAGAAGGCUUACGCUCCGCCAGCAUUCGAGGGCACCAUGCUGGGGGAAAUGACUGAUGCAGAGCGGGACGUCUACGAUCACGGUAUCAAGAAGUUCAGUCGCCUGGGCUGGAAGCGACUCACCGUGGUGCUCAUCGUCGAGGCCAUUGCCCUGGGUAGUCUGUCCAUUCCUUCUACCUUCGCGAAGCUGGGUAUGGUCGCGGGUGUGAUUUGCUGCGUGGGUGUCGGCCUGAUUGCCAUCUACACCAGUUAUAUCGUCGGACAGGUCAAGUUGCUUUUCCCAGAGGUCGCCAACUACGCUGACGCGGGCCGCCUGAUGGGUGGCCGAUUUGGCGUUCGGUGGGGUCGGUUUGGCUAUGAGAUCAUCAAUUUCAUGCUGGCUCUCCAGCUGAUCUUCCUCACGGGCUCCCACUGCUUGACGGGUACCAUUGCCUGGCAAAACAUCACGAAAUCCACCAUCUGCUCAGUCAUCUUCGCCGUGGUGUCUGCCAUCAUUCUCCUCCUCUUGGCCAUUCCCCCCAGUUUCACCGAAAUGGCCAUUCUCGGUUACGUUGACUUUGCCUCCAUCAUUAUUGCGAUCGGCAUUACCAUCAUUGGUACCGGAAUCCAAGCUACAAACUCCACAGGUGGAUUGGCCGCUGUGAACUGGUCUGCUUGGCCGAAAGAGGAUCUGAAAUUUGCCGAGGCCUUCAUCGCCAUUUCGAAUAUCGUCUUCGCGUACAGCUUCGCCAUGUGCCAGUUCUCCUUUAUGGAUGAGAUGCACACCCCGCGUGAUUUCAAGAAGUCCAUCUGGGCCCUCGGUAUCACCGAGAUUGUCGUCUACACUUUGACCGGUGCUCUGGUCUAUGCCUUCGUUGGACAGGACGUCUCUUCUCCUGCCUUGACCUCUGCUGGAAAUCUGCUUGGCCGUAUCGCCUAUGGAGUCGCCCUGCCCGUGAUUUUCAUCAGUGGAUCGAUCAACACCGUCGUCUGCGGUCGUUUGAUCCACGGUCGCAUUUUCGCCAACUCCCCCAUUCGGUUUAUCAACACCAAGAUGGGUUGGAUCACCUGGUUGACCACCAUCACCGCCGCCACCGUUAUCGCCUUCAUCAUCGCAGAGGUCAUUCCUUUCUUCGAUGAUCUGCUGUCGAUUUCAUCCGCGCUGUUCAUCUCCGGCUUCACCUUCUACUUCCCUGCAAUGAUGUGGUUUUUGCUCAUCAAGAAGGGUAGCUGGCUUGACCGUGAAAACUUACUGUUGGCCAUCGUCAAUGGUGGAAUCUUCCUGAUUGGUAUUCUGAUCUUGGGUGCUGGAACCUACUCGAGUAUCUAUGAUAUUAUUAAAAACUACGACGACGGUAGCGUUCGGGGUGUCUUCACCUGUGGAUCUCCGUCCACAUAA